CUGCUCACCUGCCCUCUGGUCCCCCGUGGGACCCUUCCCACUGCCACCCUCUUCAGGACUGCUCCGCUUCUGCCCCACGGUUUCCAGAACAUGUGAGGAGCAAGGAGCUUUGGUGUCCGAAGCUGACGGGCUCGGGACGUUGGCUGAUCGCUGAACACAGAGGAUUGUGAACCUGCUUUGUACAAAUCGGCUGCUUAUUUGAGAAAUUGUGGCUUCUGAGUCAUUGGCAGUGGCUCUGCCCCUGCCCCUCCUGAAGUGGUUGCUGACAUUGACAUAAACGGGACUGUGGAACGUGAGCAUGUUCUCACUGGCCUUGGAGCUGCAUGCAGAGGGAGAGCAGGCUCUGAUGAUCAUGGCCCUUCUUCCCAAAUGAGGUUAUGCACAGUCACCAAGAGCUUUAGCAACCCACUCCUAAAUCCUGAGCAGAUAAUCUGCUCACUCCCAAGCCCUUCUGAACAACCCUUUAGGGGUCUGAUUUGACUAUCAGCCUCAAAAUGUUCAGAUCUGUUGUGGUAGAGUUUUACCUUUGUCACAUGGUAAAUACAGGAUCUACCUUACUUCUGUAGACAGAACACUCAAGGUCCUUCUAUUUGAAAAUGUUAAAUAUAUGCCCCAAGCGUUUGUCAAUGUGGUAACUGGUUUCAGUAAAUUGAUGGUCUCAUGGCCACAGUUAGGGAUGAACUGCAUCUGGGUUUGCCCCUGUGCUUUUGGAAUAGGCUUCACUUUAUUACAAAGUCCAUCUCUGGAAUAAACUGUUACAGUUUUAA
Molecule: messenger RNA, 767 nt
Organism: Cricetulus griseus (Chinese hamster)
Lineage: Eukaryota; Metazoa; Chordata; Mammalia; Rodentia; Cricetidae
Source: RefSeq, a predicted model, not a curated record